Molecule: messenger RNA, 1924 nt
Organism: Corythoichthys intestinalis (scribbled pipefish)
Lineage: Eukaryota; Metazoa; Chordata; Actinopteri; Syngnathiformes; Syngnathidae
Gene: atf4a
Product: activating transcription factor 4a
Exons: 4
Coding region: 382-1446 (354 amino acids)
Biological process (GO): regulation of transcription by RNA polymerase II
Cellular component (GO): ATF1-ATF4 transcription factor complex; ATF4-CREB1 transcription factor complex; nucleus
Molecular function (GO): RNA polymerase II transcription regulatory region sequence-specific DNA binding; DNA-binding transcription activator activity, RNA polymerase II-specific
Source: RefSeq, a predicted model, not a curated record
GCUCGCGCUGAAAUUCUUUAAACAUACACACAUGGCGGAGGGAUAUGCUUCAUGGUGCUUCGGUGAUAUAUAAGCUGCUCCUACACUUCUAACACACAAGUCUGCGUCCUCUUCUUCGUGUUGCACUUUGUUGUUGUUGCCGUUGGCAGCUAGCUAUCAAACAUCAACAUGGCAGUUUAAAGGCAGGUGGCGGCAACUCUCGCAGCGGCAUCAAACGGGCAGGGCAUCGGCGAAGUGCACUGGCAAUUUCUGGCAAAAUGGCGUCUCUCUUGGCAAUUCCCCUCAGCUUUGCUGCAGCCGACAGCAGUACGAAACGUCUCGAUUUACAAACACCUGUCCACACUAUUUUACCCUACCUAUCACUGACCACACGCAGCAGCCAUGAUGCUCGCAUUGGAGGCCGUGGAGGCCCUGUGCUCAGGGCCCUCGUUUCUGAUGGCUGACCCAAUGGGGCCCCUUCUGGACCAAGAUGAAGAGGAAGCGCUUUCACCCUCCUCCUCGCUCAGUGGCGAGGUCCCUGCUUCGCCCCCGCUCUCCCUAUCCUUGUCCCCUUAUCACACCUUUCUGCCGCCCUCCUCCCCACCUUCUGGUCACCCCUCCACCUCCUCCUUCCUGGAAGCAAAGGCAGUCUCCGACGGGAGUCCUCUGCCCUGGCUGACGGCUGGCGGCCUGCUACACGACCAUGUGGGAAUGGACCACGCCCAAGACGACGCCUUCGCGGGCAUGGACUGGAUGUCGGAGAAGAUCGAUCUCGGCGACUUUGACCUAGAGUCGCUCAUUGGCUCCUGCUCGUCGGACGAGUCCCCCGCCUCACCUGAGGAGCUCCUGGCGUGCCUCCACUCCCACGUGGAUCUGGAUCCAGAGCCUUUCCAGGCUGCUCCCACUGAAGAAGAGCCAGAGCCCCUCGCCAGCUCUGUGGAAGUGGUCAUGAAGUCUGAACCCUGCUCUCCAGCUCCGCCUCCCUCACCGGGGUUCUCUGAGAGUGAGACCGACACAAAGUCACCCCUCACCGCCAUUAUUGAACCCCUGCCAGAGGUCUCUCUGGAGACCCCGACUUCGCCGCCCAGCGAUUGUGACAGCGACUCUGGCAUUGAGUCGUCCGCUGGCUCCCCCCGCGCCAAACCAUAUGCCAGGCCCGAUGCUUUGUCCACAUCUUUCUCCCAGUCCCUGAAAGCCAAGGUUAAGUCGUCAUCUGGUGCGCCCAAGUUGGUUGAGAAGAAGCUGAAGAAGAUGGAGCAGAACAAGACGGCGGCCACACGCUACCGUCAGAAGAAGCGUGUUGAGCAGGAGCAGCUAACCGUGGAACGUGAGGCGCUGGAGACCAGGAACAGAGAGUUGGCCGAGCGAGCAGAUGCCAUCAGCCGUGAAAUCCAGUACCUCAAAGAUCUGAUGGAGGAGGUCCGCAAGCACCAUCGCGGAAAGAUGAACACCGCAGGGGCCAAAUGAUACGACUGGGAGGUGGUCAGGCGAAGCAUCUGUACAUGCUGAUGUCUCCCAGUCUGUUGUCGGAUCCCUAUUUAUGUUACAAAACGUUGGGGCUUUCAGGAUGAAUUUCAGGAUGAGACGAGAGAUGGAGGGUUGGCCUCAUCCUGAAAUUCUACUCAAAAGCCCAUUACGCCGAAUUUGUUGCAAGUCGAGAAAUGAAGAUAAUCCCGGAGUAGAACCCAGAAAUUUGUCUAGUCGUGAUAGCAACCUUCCUCUGGUCCAGAAAAGGGCCUCAAGUGCAUUUGACAAUUCUUAUGGCUCGCGUGUGUGUACAUACAUUUUAGCUUCGAAACGCAAUUUAGGUGGUCUUAUAGUUUUAAUUUAAAAAGAUGUGUUCAUGGCCUCGUUAGUCUCUGCAUUUACUCUUUGUACAAAUGCUUUCAGAUGACUUUUCAUGCUUUAUUCUCUUUUUCUAAUAAACUUCCUUUCUCAAAUCUGA